CUAUUUUUAACUAAGACUAAAUUAUAGUGUUUGGUAAGAUCAAUUUUAAAUUGUGUUAAAUUAAUACAUUUUUAAAUGUGCACAAAUAAUGUUUAAAUAUUAAUUUUUAUGAUGUUUUUAUCUAAAUUAUUUAAUAAUAUGAAUUGCACUUCAAGUAAUUCAUGUAUAGAAGUUCAUCCGUUAACUAAUGAUCCAACAAGCGUAUGGGAUAUUAUUAAAAAGUCUCAAAAAGUCUUAAAAAUACAGCCUCCUUUACCCAAAGGACCAGUAGGAGUUAAUAAAGUAUGUUAUCAUUUACACCGUUUUUGAAUGUACAGUAUUUAGGUAGUUAUUUUUUUUAUCAUUAGGUAAGAGUUGUAUGUAUGAGCGAUACUCAUUCAAAAACCCAUUUAAUGAAACAUGAAGUUCCAUUUGGAGACAUUUUUAUUCAUGCUGGCGAUUUUACCAAGUGUGGAGAAAUGGAAGAAGUUAAACAGUUUAAUGAAUGGCUUGGUCUGUUACCUCAUGCAUACAAAAUAGUAAUUGCUGGUAAUCAUGAACUAAGUUUUGAUCCUAAAUUCACUUAUGAUGGAAAUGAAAUUUCAUCCUUUGGAUAUGAAAAUGAUUUAAUUAGCAAUAUUAUGGAACAGAAAGACAAUAAAAAAUAUUUAACCAACUGUAUUUAUUUGGAGGAUUCUAUGAUUGAAUGUUAUGGUCUCAAGAUUUAUGGUUCUCCGUGGUAAGAAUAAAACAUACCUAUUUUAAUAAUUUGUUGAAGUUGUCCAAUUAUAUUUAUCAAUUCUUAAUAUAUAGGCAACCAGUAUAUGGUGGCUGGGCUUUUAACAUUCCUCGGGGUCAACCAUGCCUGGAUAAAUGGAAUCAAAUACCUGAUGGUAUUGAUAUACUUGUAACCCAUUCUCCACCAUUAGGUCAUGGAGAUCAUUGUUACUCUGGUGUUAGAGCAGGAUGUGUAGAGCUUCUCUCUACUGUUCAAAACAGAGUAAAACCAAAAUAUCAUAUUUUUGGACAUGUACAUGAAGGUAUUAUUAAUUUACUAUUAUACGUUUUAGAUUGUUACAUUUUUAUAACAGUUUAAAUAUAAAUAACAUAUUUUUCCUUAUUAAUUUAACUGCAGUAAAUAUAAUAUAAUGAUAUAGAAUGAAAUAAUAAUAAAUAUAUAAUUAUGUAGACAAUUGCAUAGUUACAAUUGUAUAUAAAUAACUUCAUUUGAAAAUAAACAGACUGCUAACUUUAUUAGUUUUCGAUACAGUUUUCAUUAGUCAAUAUGUUUAUCAGUAUACAUUAUCUAUAAAAACUGGUUUUUAAGUAGAACAAAAAAAAAACUGCUUAAAAUAAAAGAUAAAUAAAUUCAUGUUAGUUCAAUAAUCAAGAUUAUUAUUUAUGAAUAUAAUAGUUAUAAUAGUUUAUUGUAAUAGGUAAUGUAACACAGCCACACAGGACUGACAUAUUUUCGUGAUUCUUGUAAAUUUUUGGUAAGAAUUUUGAUGUGGUUCUGCGUGUGCUAAACCAUAGUCCGAUAACUACUUACUCUCGUACUUUUGAGAAACGGCUGACUGAGGGUGUAUUUAAAAAUAAUUUAUGGAUAUAUAUGUAUCAAAAAAAGGUUAAAUAAACCUCUAAAAAUGUUUCUUGCUAGAUACGCUCAAAAUGACAUUCCACAUACUAUACUUUAAACUACCUAACCACCGUUCUACACCAAGAUGUAGGUAAAAUGGUGUAAAUGUAUAGACUUAGUUCAAAAGUAAAUCGUAACAUAACGUUAUAAGGCUCAGCGGAUAAUAUCCGCUAUGAAAGUAUACAUUAUAAAUUUGACUACCAGUCUACUCUUUUUUGAGACAGACUACACAAUAAAAUAAUAAUUGUGUAUUAUUAUUUUUUUUUUUUUAUGGUUCAUAGUGACAAUAAAUUAAAGUUUCGCGUAUUUUUUUUAAGUACAAAUUUUUAGUUAGCGUAUAUCCAUAUUCAACAAAUUUACAUAUAGGUAUAUUCAUAAUCCCACUUUGUAUAUCUUUUCUCUUCGUGCACUUUGACGUCUUGCAGAUAGUCAUUGGUUUUCCACUGAAUUUUGGAGUUUUAUGGUCUCCUCUAAGACUAUUCUUUUUGGUAUUAUACAUUUAUAUUUUCAUAUUUUAAUUAAAUUGAGACAAAUAUUAGUAUUCAGAUAAUAAUGAUCAUUUUCAUAUAUAUAUUUUAAAGAAUAUCUUUAGUGUUUAUUAUAAUAAUUUAGAACUAUCAAAUUUUUACAGUCAUUAGUUUAUCACUAACAAAUUAUUAGUUAUGAUAAAUAAUUGAAAUAUAUUGACUUUUUAGAUUAUGGAAUCACGACUGACGGACAAAUUGUAUACAUAAAUGCAUCAACUUGUAAUUUACAAUAUUUACCAAAUAAUCAACCAAUAAUUUUUGAUAUACCAUUGCCAAAAGGUUUUACUAAAACUUCUCCAUAACUAUAUAAUUAAUUUAUACAAUUUUAUAAUAGUAUACUUGUAUAUUUUAUUUUUAUAUUACUUACCAUUUUUUUGUUAAUAUUUAUUAUUUAAAUUUUUUAAUAUUGUAUUUAAAAACAUAUUAUUUCUUUUAAAAAUAAAACUAAUUUUUAAAACCUAGAAUACAUAGAUUAUUAAAUUUUAAAUUAUUAUACAAAUAUAUAGCUUACUAUUGUUUUCAAAUCAUUUAUCUUUUGGAACGAAAGGAAAAUAAUUAGUUUAGAUAUUAAUUUUUUUUUUUUUUUUGUGAAUUUAUUACUAUAGAUACAAAAACUGUGUAUAAAAUGACUUCUUAGUUGUUUUAUUAUAUAUUUUUUUAAUGCCUUGGAGAAUUUUUUUUUUUAACAACCAUAAAGUCUUUAUAACAAUGUUUAUAUUUUACAUAUUGUAACACUGCAUUUUUAAAAAAAUUUGUAUAAGAUAAUGUUUUAUAUGAAAAAAAAAAAUUUCAAUGUAUAUUAACAUUGCAUAAUUUACAUAUUAGGUGUAAUGAAUCCAAUUAAUAUUAACAUAAAUAAGAUUUAAUACAAUUUAUAACUUCCAGUAAAUUUUUACAAUUUUUUUUUUGUGAAGAUUUAACCAUGCAUCUACCUAAAAAUAGAUUAUUUAUUUAAUGGAGUAGUGUUCUAUAUUUAUAAACUUGAGAUAAGAAAAUAAUAAAAAGGAUUAAAAAUAUUUAAAUAAAAUCCUGAACAAAUUCUAUAAAACUAUUUUUAUGUCACAGUUUACUAACAUUGUAUUAAAAGGUUUUAAUAAUAUGUAAAUUAUUGUUAAUACAAGAAAAUUAUAAUAUAAAAUAUAAAUAUAUUAUUAUAUUUUAAUAAUACAAUUCAAUAAUUAUUUUAAGACUAGAUUGUGUUUUAAAAAAAAA
Molecule: messenger RNA, 3354 nt
Organism: Cinara cedri
Lineage: Eukaryota; Metazoa; Arthropoda; Insecta; Hemiptera; Aphididae
Source: the annotation of a GenBank genome assembly